CAACAACAUCCGUUCAUCCUCUUGGCAGAGUCGAAUCUAAGUACGAGCGCACGCAGAGGCAACAUUCGGAUUUCAGAGGAUUCGACGCGCAACUUCGUCACGAAGAAGAGGUCCGCGCGGCCCGACCAAUUACUUGUCACGAAAGCACGAUUUGUCCGUGUGAAAACACAUAUCGCCGCCUCCAUCCACGUUAAAGGGGCUUGAAUACAAAUGGAUUCAGAAACCAGAAGCUGGAGACGAAAUGCGCGUGACGACGAUUAUCGAUCAAGCAAAGAUGUAGAUUCGCGCACCAAAAGACGAGAUCGGUCUGCCUCCGAAGAUGAGCGGAGUCCUCGAAAACGACGAUACUCCAAGUCAGGAGAUGAAAGGCGUCGCUCCAGGUCAAGAUCGCGUUCUGAAGUAGACUCAGAAUAUGAUGAAUCUCGCCGCCGGGGGAAGGCAGAAAAGGACGAAAACCGCGAUCGUGGCAAAGAUCGCCGACGUGACCGAAGAGACCGCAGCGAAGACUAUGCCUCAGACGAGCGCAAAUCUUCAAGACGUGACCGCAAGUACCGCGACCGUUCACGCUCUCGCUCGCGCACCCGCCGAGAAGACGAGCGUUCCCGUCGGCCCAACAGAAGGUCCAGAUCACCCACCUCCAAAAGACGCCACUCCCGCUCCCCUUCACCACACCGAAAAUCCCGCGCCCCUCUCCCCUCCCAACUAGACUCCUUCCAAAAAGACAACAAUCUCCCACCCGGCGAAGCACCAAUCGAAAAGCAAAAACCAAACUUCAAACCCACCGGCCUCCUCGCCAAAGAAGCCAACACCGUAGCCGGCACAACCACUGUCCUCAAAUACCACGAACCACCCGAAGCCCGAAAACCUCCAUCGUCGGCCCAAUGGCGCAUGUACGUCUUCAAGAAAUCGGACCUGGUCGAUACUAUUCAACUGCACACCCGCAGUGCCUGGCUCAUAGGCCGCGACCCCAAAAUCACAGAUCUGCAUCUCGAACAUCCGAGUAUUUCAAAACAACAUGCUGUGAUUCAAUUCCGGCAUCGUACGACGACGAAUGAGUACGGGGAUAAAUCGUCCAAGGUGAAGCCGUAUGUGAUUGAUUUGGACAGUGCGAAUGGGACCAGGGUGAAUGGGAAGAAAGUGGAAGCGAGUCGGUACAUGGAAUUGCUGGACCAGGACGUCUUGAAAUUCGGAGACAGUGAGCGGGAGUACGUGAUGAUGUUGCCAGGCGCUGCUGAGAAAUGAGAGAUGGCUCUUCCGAAGCAAGAGUCAACAAUGUAAUCACGUAGAUGGACGUGAGGUAGAAGAAGGGCGGACGGCAUCAGUCCAUAUCAACUCACUAAGCUAUGCCACAUCCACUACAACGACUGGUCAUUCCCCUUUCCAUUCA
Cercospora beticola is the source of this 1387-nucleotide messenger RNA. RefSeq names its product Pml1p (gene PML1). Gene Ontology annotation, biological process: mRNA splicing, via spliceosome; maintenance of RNA location. Gene Ontology annotation, molecular function: mRNA binding; protein binding. The record is from RefSeq and is a predicted model, not a curated record. Lineage: Eukaryota; Fungi; Ascomycota; Dothideomycetes; Mycosphaerellales; Mycosphaerellaceae. Gene Ontology annotation, cellular component: nucleus.